CGCUACUCGCUAAGCUGACAGGCGAACAUUCUGAACAGCUUUGAAGGACACAACGUUCACUCUUGCUCGAUUCCUAUCACUACAUUCACUUCGGUACAAGUCAUCGCUUAUAACUCAAAGAUCGACUAGACCUUUUUCAAUCCCAACACCAUCGCAACUACGCCUCGACAGACAAAAAUCUUUACUCCGCUGCUGCACCGAUACGAUGCCUUUGCUCCAUAGCACUAAAGCGCCAAACGAGCACCUCAUCUUCGUCAAGAACGUUCCCGGCUACUUUGCGACUGACGAGAUUCGCAGUCUGUUCGCCAAAUACAAUCCAGCAAGCAUCAAAAACGUAUACCCCAACAGCAAUGUCACUACGAUUGUCAUCGGCUUCCGCACAAAGGACGAAGCGGCGCGCGCUCAAGCGGAGACAGAUCAAACCCGCUUAGCGCAUGUCGUGCUAAAGGUAGAGACGUACAACCAGAAGCAGUCAGUGAGAUACCUGAGGGACCAAGGACAAGUCACUCGGCCGCGAGGCGCUGCGCAAGAAGACGAAGCGCAGUGCUAUGACGAGGAGCCGGUACAAGAAGAGGGACCGGUCUUCACUCCACCCAUGGAACCACACGUUGCGAAAGAUCCCACUGCUGCGCCGCAGCGCACUACUUGGGCUGAUGUCGCUGGCAAUCGACGUGCUCUGGUCCAUGAGGCGCCUACUUUGCUCGAGGUCGGGAGUCCAGCCACUACAGAAUCCACACCUAUAUCCACCCCCCGCAUGCCGAUAGUUGUCCCACAGAAGCUCUUCGCGCCAGGCCUUGAGCACAAAAGCUCGCAGCGCCCACCGCCGGCAGUCGUCUCGUUAGGCUACAGCACUCCAGAAGCCUUCACCAUCCCACCAGCUCUCAGUUCCCGCAGUACCGACACAUACUCUACCGACGAGAUAGAAGACCGGAUUAGAAAGCUCGCCAAUAUUCCAGACUGGAUGACAAUCGCACAGUGGGCAGAUGAUAGCAGUGGCCGAGAACCCACACGUUUCCCAACGGAGCCUCUCGAUACCACGGUGCGUAUCCGGGCGAAGCACUGUCGAGAUUGCGCAUUUUGUCAGCUAAGAGAUCGAUACUAGGUCCAACGCCUCCCGAGAGUUGGCAAUAUCUUGGUGAGGGGAUGGAUAUGCUACUUUGACUUGCGCUGCAAAGUUGAAGGAGUUGGGAGUUUUGGUGCUACGAUGGAGAUGCUCAGUGGAUGUUUUCGGAU
Messenger RNA from Alternaria alternata, 1233 nucleotides. RefSeq lists its product as hypothetical. Bases 206 to 1102 code for a protein of 298 amino acids. The record is from RefSeq and is a predicted model, not a curated record. The transcript has a single exon. Gene Ontology annotation, molecular function: RNA binding. NCBI's taxonomy places the organism in Eukaryota, Fungi, Ascomycota, Dothideomycetes, Pleosporales, Pleosporaceae.